Magnusiomyces paraingens is the source of this 2937-nucleotide messenger RNA. RefSeq lists its product as uncharacterized. The transcript is spliced from 2 exons. Lineage: Eukaryota; Fungi; Ascomycota; Dipodascomycetes; Dipodascales; Dipodascaceae. The coding region runs from base 1 to 2937 and encodes 978 amino acids. The record is from RefSeq and is a predicted model, not a curated record. Gene Ontology annotation, molecular function: catalytic activity.
AUGUCAGACCCCCCCAACAACAACCAAACCACGUUUAGUGGCGGCGACCCCCCUGCCGACAAUAAUUAUACCGACAAUAAUAAUGAACAGACUAAUAUUAAUGAUAUGCAAAAAAUUAUUGCUGUUGAACUGAAGGAGAAAGAAAGUUCUCAUUCCAGAGGACCUCAUUCUCAUGAAGCUCAUCACAUCAAACCCUCGACAAAAAUCCAAAAAAAUAAUGAAAAACCAGACUCCCAUAAAAAAAUUGAAACUAUCCACAAAAAGCUUGAAUCGAAUGAUAAGCAUAACGCUUCUUCAAACCACGAAACCCCCGUUGAAACCCCUAUUGUGAAUGUUGGUCCAACCUUGAACCCUACCUUUGACUCUUCACCAGAUGGUGGUGAUGUUGAAAUUGACGCAACACCAUCACGUGACAUGGAUGUUCUCAUGCCGGAUGCAAAUCCAUUUGGUGAUAAUUCUGAAGCCUGGGAAUACAUCUUAAAACUUAAGGAUGUAUUUCUGGUUGAAUUGUCUAUUGUUAAAGAAGACUUGAGUAUUACAAUUGAAGAUUGGGAAAUAAAAUUUCAAAAUCUUGAACUUAAAAACAAUGAGUUAGCUAAACAACUCAUUGCUUUGACCGAAAAGCUUAAAGCUUCAGAAGGACAAGUGAAUUCUCUUCGCUCAGAACUUGAUGUUUUAAGAAACAAUCAGGUUCACACAGAAGUUAAACAUGUGAUGUUUGAAAAACUCAAAAAGGAAGUUAAAGAUAAUAAGGAUCAUUGCGAUAAAGUGAAACAUAAAGCUGAUGAAAUAGCUAAGAUGACUCUUCUAGAUUUGUCUCAAGAAAAAGCAAGAAACAAAAGAAUUAUCGACACUGAAAUCAAGGAAUUCAAAGAAAUGACCAACAAUCUUGAGAAAAGAGUUGAUAAUAUGGAAUACAAAGUUGGAACUAUUUCAACUAAGGCUGAUUUAACUACCAAAGAACUUAGCUACGCAAAAAAGGAAAUCAAGAGCGCGGUAAGAAAAGUCGACACUUUGCCAUUUGCUUUGACCCCUAAAACUCCAAAUGGAGCAACUCCAAAGUUGAAAGACAUUAUGAAGGCUCAAAAACAACACCGUGAAACUAAAGUUGAUGAAGACAAACCCACUUUUAGAGUGUGCAUAAGAAUUCCAGAUACCAUGAAAAGAGUUAAUAUCCCUGCGAUUGGAAAGAAAAUUGAUGCGGUUGCACAAAAGCCGGUGGCUCAGGAAAUAGGCUAUACUGUCAAAGGGCAUUUAUAUGUUCAACUUAAUGACAAAGAUUUUGCUGAUAAAGCUGCAGAAUGGAUCCCCAAAGUUGACCCUACUUAUUCAGUGCUUGACACAGAUUCUUGGUACAAGGCUGUACUUCAGGAAAUACCUAAUACGGCAUCGAUUGAAGACUUGAAAGAAACUCUCUACAAUUUUAAUGAUUACCAUAUUGUUUUGAAUACCGAACCCAAAAUCAUUAGCAGAAACCAAUUUACCCAAACAGCAUUGGUUUCAUUCAGAAAUGCCCAAGACUAUGCGAAAGCAAUUACUUACAUUAGGUCUAACUCUGACUUACGAGCAUUAACUACUAAAAUUGAAAAGUUUACAAAUCGAGAUAUGGUUACCAUUUUGGUUAAAGACAUUACAAUUGUCAAUGUCUAUAAUCAACCGAAACCAUCCAAGAAAUACCCUGAGCCACCGGUUUUUGAGUUUCUCAAACGGGAGAUCAAGGAACAAUACUCAAAGAUUGUCAUUGCAGGUGAUUAUAACUUACAUCACAAGGAAUGGGAGUCAAGGGCAGGUCCGAAUACGGAAGCAGAUGAAGUUGUUGAGUGGCUACAUGAAAAUGAUAUGAUGUUAAUUACUCCAAGAAAUCAAAAAACAUACAACAAUAGAACCAAUAUUGAUUUGGUUUAUGGCUCAGUGGACUUACUUCAUAGAAUUUCAUUUAGUGGAGUGGAUGAAAAUACACUAAGUGAUCACUCAAUUGUGGAGUGGGACAUCUAUAUGUCUCAGAGUAAAAACGGGGAUGAAGUUUUUACUUCGGUGAAGAGAUUGAAUAUUAAGAAUGCAGAUUGGGAAAAGUUUGACAAGGAGCUUUCUUCUGCCAUUAAAGAUUUUAAUGUGCAUAACAAAACUCUAAAAUCAACUGACCAAAUUGAUGACCAAGCUAAAGUUCUUGAGGAGGUUGUAAAAAGAGCAAUGGCAAAGUCGAUGAAGGAAGUUAAGGUGAUGAAAAAGUCCAAACGCUAUUGGAAUCAAGAAUUAAGGGAGAAGUUAGAAAAAGCGCUAGAAGCUAAGAGGGAAGCCCGUCAAAGGCAACCUUCUUUGGCUUUGAAACGACAAAAAAUUGAAGAGGCGAAAAAAGCUAGAAAAAUUUUUGACCACAGUUUGCGUGAGGCAAGUACUGAGCAAUGGAAUAAAUAUUUGUCUAGUUUAGAAGGAAAUGACAUUUGGAAGAUUUUGAAGUAUAUUAAUCCAAAAAGCAAUGAUACCAUUAUACCACAAAUUAGAAAAGAAGAUGGAACUCUCACUACUACUGUUGACGAAAAAAGACAUGAAAUAUGGAAGGCACUUCUACCUGAAAUUGAUCAUGGUCUUGAUAGAGAGUUUGAAAUUGAUGACGAUUCUCGAUGGCCAAAAUUAGAGUUUGAUGAAGUUGACUCUGCAUUGGCUGAUACCCCAAAUGAUAAAGCUCCAGGAGACGAUGGAAUUACUGGCAAAGUUUUAAAGAUGGCAUGGCUAAAUAAAGACUUUAAGGAAAGGUUUUUCAAGCUUCUCCAAGCUUGUGUAAAGUUUGGAUACCACCCAAAAGUCUGGAGACAUGGCAUUAUUGUUGUUAUACCUAAACCUAAGAAACCUGACUAUUCAAAGCCAAGAGCAUACCGACCAAUUUCCUUACUUAAGAUUCCAUCUAAAGUACUGGAAAAAAUUAUACAAAAAGAAUGA